AUGACGGGCAACACCAGCCCGACCACCUCGCCUACUCGGCAUCACCAUGGCCCGGCUCUUCUACCCAAGAUCCGGCCUCAAGAUGUCGUAAUCGAACCCGUGUCUGCCGGCGGCCCCAUGCGGCAUCGACGGGUCUUAUCCAACACGCGGAAUCCACCGGGCUUUGUGCCUUAUCCUAGCCGGCCACCCCUUCAGCGCAACGGGGUAGAUGUCUCAAACCGCUUAGCCCUAGCAUCUUCGCUUUCGCCCAUCAUCACCACUGGUCAUGGCAGCUCCUCUGCCUUGUCUUCUCCAGUGACCAUCAAUCAUUCCCACAAGCGCAAAGCUGGUGGAGGCCACGUCCGCUCAGUGUCGACAUCCAGCAUUGAUGAAGCUACCCUGAACCGGUAUGGAUAUCCCACCUAUCGGCAUCUCCCCAAGUAUGUCCCGCAAAUGCAGGCACAAACAAUGCCAAACACACCAGCUACACCAGUGACCCCAAUCACCCCGAACAUUGUUGUUCAGUCGUAUUCUCAACAGCCGACAGCAGAGGUGCCGCAACAAGCCCCUGUACGACCUCCAAAUCCAUUGACGGUGCCAACGCCCCCGUACAACUACAACCAGACACCUGUAGCCCAGCAAUCGCCUGUUGCGCUGCUCAGCCCCCGGGAAGAUCUGGCACCCCCAUCUACCAACUUGCUGUCAUACCUCACCUCCCCCACGCAAGCGAUCAACCUCGUCCGGAACGUGAGCGUUGUUCCCACUCGGGGCAUGCACGACUAUUUCUGGUGGGAUAUCCGCAACCUCCGCAGCUGGACCUCUUUCUCAAUCCCAACCUUCGACUCCAUCCGCGGCCUCACACAGCUCCUCAAAACAGAAAUCCCGAGCUCUCUCGCACCUCCAGUGGGCGUUGUCCCCGGACGCUUGGGGCCCGAAUCCGAGCCUGCCCUGGUCAGCCUGAUCAGGGAUCUCUAUGCACCGCGCGUCAAUGCCGCAUUGGCCGUUUCCCAGGGCACCGAGCAUCUCCAGCUCUACGCCGCUCCAGACAUGCGGCACACCGGCCACAAGAACCACGGCCACCCGCACUUCCUCGCCAACUAUGCCACAGACACCGAGCGCACAAGCGCCGGCCUCCCACGCGGCCGCCUCGUUGGCAUAGUCAAGAGCUUCGAUCGCUGGAACUCCGGCAUGCGGAACGAGGCGCCACACCGGCGCGUCGAGUACCUCAACGGGCUGGCGCACCUACAGCGCUGCAUGCGCGAGCACUCCUGCCGCUACGGCUUCAUCAUCACAGAGAUCGAGCUUGUCUGCGUGCGCGCCGGCUGCGACGCCGGAGACGACGUGCCCUACUUCGGCUUCCUCGAGAUCGCCGCGCCGAUUCCCCUCAAAACAGCCGCUUCCCAGUCACACCCGGGAUCCCGCGACGCGCCGCCUCUUGCAACGCCUAUCAGCGUGCGGUCGUUCUCGUCCUCCUCGCACGCGUCAUCGGUUCAUUUUCAGCAUGAUUCGCCGACGCCUGAGGACGACGAGGGAUUCACGGCCCCGAUGACGGCGAGCCUGGCUUUGUACUUCCUCCUCAUGCUGUCCAAGUCUGUCCCACUACCCGACCAGCCGUCCGCCCACCUCAACGUGGGCGGGCCGGGCGCGCUCACGCGGCAGCGAAUCCUGCCCGAGCCCAAAGAUAAAUGGAUUCCCGAGCCGCAGAUUGGCGAGCGCCGUGAUGCGAAGCGUGUGCGUGGCUGGGUUUGGCCUGGCGAUGCGUGGCAUCGCAGAGAAGGGGGUGGUGCGGCGAGGGCGAGGGCUGUGGAGAGCAAGUCGAAGAAGUGGCAUAAAUAA
Molecule: messenger RNA, 1815 nt
Organism: Penicillium canariense
Lineage: Eukaryota; Fungi; Ascomycota; Eurotiomycetes; Eurotiales; Aspergillaceae
Exons: 1
Coding region: 1-1815 (604 amino acids)
Source: RefSeq, a predicted model, not a curated record